GCUCCGCCCCCUACUGCUUUGCGCCUGCGCAGAGCUUGGGGAGUCGGCGCCAUGACCCCUUCAAGGCUUCCCGGGUUCCUUUGCCGGGUCUCGGUCACCGCGUGGAGAACCGCAAGAUCACCCCUUUUGUGUCAUUCUCUGGGGAAAACAAGUUCUUCUCAAGGAGGAAAGUCUGAACUUGUCAAACACUCCCUUAAGAAGCCAAAGUUACCAGAAGGUCGUUUUGAUGUACCAGAGGGUUCCCACUUAGAGAAAGAACCACUGGAAAAAUUUCCAGAUGAUGUUAAUCCAGUGACCAAAGAAAAAGGUGGACCCAGGGGCCCAGAACCUACCCGAUACGGAGAUUGGGAACGGAAAGGACGCUGUAUUGAUUUUUAAGUCACGUAUUCUUUAACCUCAGUAUUGUUUUCUGAAUGUGUACAUCUGAAUUAACUUAUUUCUGAUUAUUUUCUUUCUUUAUGUCCUUCAUGUCAUGUAGUUUCCAUAAUGUGUUUAAAUAUAUAUACGAUAGCUUUGGAAGAAAAUAUGCUGCUAUAAAUUAGGAAAGGGAAAAUAUUUUUUCAUUUACAUAUGUUAAUUUAAUUAAGUGUAGAAUUUUUUUUUUUUUGAGACAUUGUCUCACUGUGUUGCCCAGGCUGGAGUGGAAUGGCACUAUCCCAGCUGCAGCAACCACCCCACCAGGUUCAAGCAAUUUUCCUGCCUCAGCCUCCUGAGUACUGGAAUUACAGGAACCCACACCACACCUGGCUAAUUUUUGUAUUUUAAGUAGUGAUGGGGUUUUGCCAUGUCAGCCAGGCUGAUCUCAAACUCCUGACCGACCUCAGGUGAUCCACCUGCCUUGGCUUCCCGAAGUGCUAAGAAUACAGGAAUGAGUCACCACGCCCAUCCUAUAAAUGAUUUUUAGAGCUGUAGGCCUUUACUUCAUCAUUUUUCAGUUUAAAUUAGUUGCUUACAAAAUACACAAAUAAAAUAAUUUAAAAAAAAUGAUUGUGUUGCUGUGCACUAGGUGAUAGUGGCUUUUAACAUGAGAGUUAAAUAAUGUGUUAUAGUUUGAGAUCACAAAAAUAACAGAAAAUCUUUAACUUGGUUGGAUCCAGUUAAUUACUUACUCAGUUACUUGAGCUCAAAUUCUGACUCUACCUCUUACUACCUAUGUGACCUUGGAUAACUUAUUUAACUUCUCUGUGCUUCAAUACCUUAUGUAUAAGUUGGAAAUAAUAAUACUUCUGAUGCUGGUAGGCUGGAUGAGGUCCCCAAACACUGGUGGGACCUCAUCUCCAGCCGAUAUCCAGGCUCUUGACACCAUGAUGAGAAGGAAUUCAAGGACAAGUCAGAAAAUAAUGAAAGCAAAGUGAAAAAGUACACACUCUGCUGGGUGCGGUGACUCACAUCUGUAAUACCAGCACUUUGGGAGGCCAAGGUGUGUGGAUCACUUGAGGCCAGGAGUUUGAGACCAGCCUGGCCAACAUGGCAAAACCCCGUCUUUACUAAAAAUACAAAAAUUAGCUGGGGUGGUGGUGCAGGCCUUUAAUCCCAGCUAUUUGGGAGGCUGAGGCAUGAGAUUCACUUGAACCCAGGAGGUGGAGAUUGUAGUGAGCCAAGAUUGUGACACUGCACUCCAGCUUGGGCAACAGAGUGAGACCCUGUCUCAAAAAAAAAAAAAAAACAAAAAAAAAACAAAAAAACUACACAUUCAAGAAAGAGAAGUGUGGGCAUCCUCAAGAGUCACUCUGGAGUUUAGGGCUUCUACCUUUAUGUGUUUCUAUAACCAGGAGGUGGAAUAUUCAUGAGGAUUCCUGGAAAAAGGUGAAGAUUUAUUGGAAUUGUGGUGCCAAUGAUUUUUACACCAAAUACCAGUGUUCCCAGAAUAGUCAUGGCACUGGUCUUUGUGUGCUUUAGGAUGUUAAUGAGCAUAUAAUGAGGUACUAAGUGAAACCCAGGUCGAAUCCAGUGUUGUGCUGGGUCUAAUAGGUCUUAGCCAACUUGGCUCACAUCCUGGUUUUUCAGGAUCUCAUCAGCCCCUAGUUUAUGCAGCUAUUUCAACAGUUUCCUUUUUGCUAAUCAUGUAAAACUGCUGCCUGGAAUUUUCUGUUCUCCUGCGACCACCCCAUAUUAUUCCUGUCUCACUUUUACUUCACAGAGAAGUUGAGAAGAUUAAAUGAAUAAUAACAUGUAUUAGUCAGGAUUCUUCAAUAGGAGAGAGAGAGAUUAUGUGGAAUUGACUCAUGCAGUUCUGGAGGCUGAGAAGUCCCAUGAUAAUGCCAUCUGCAAGCUGAAGACCUGAAGACCAACAAAAGCCAGUGGUGUGAUUCAGUCUGAGUCCAAAGGCCUGAGAACCAGGGGAGUUGUGAUGUAAAGCCAGUCUGAGGGCAAAGAAGAUGAGAUGAGAUGUCCCAGCUCAAGCAGUGAGGCAAGAAAAAAGGAGUGAAUUCCUCCUUCGUCUGCCUCUUGUCCUAUUCAUGCCUUCAAUGUAUCAGAUAAUGCGCAGCUACAUUGGGAAGGACAGUCUACUGAGGCACCAGUUCCAAUGCUAAUCUCUUUCAGAAACAGCCUUACAGACACAUCCAGAAACAAUUUUUAAACUGGUACAACACAACGUGUUAGCCACUUGGAGCAGUGUGUGGUAUAGUACAUACUUCUCAAUAAGUGUUAACUGUCCUCAAAUUAUGAAUGUAUUUUUCCAAGUCUUUAGGCAUUGUGGGAGGAAAGAUUUUUAAAAAUGAAAUUGCUUUAUACAACCAUUUGAAAUGUCAUUAGUUGAAAAUGGUGUUUAUUUACAUGAGUGAACUGAAGUAUAUAUAUUUUAGUUUGUGGAACAUAAAAUUCACAUAGGCACUAUGGUUUGCAAGUUUGUUCCCUCCAAAACUUAUGUUGAAACUUAAUUCCCAAUGUGGCAGUAUUGAGAGGUGAGACCUUUAAGAGGUGAUUGGCCUUUAAGAGGGCAGAGCCCUCAUGAAGAUUAAUUCAUUUAUGGGUUAAUGGACAAAUAGGUUAUGAUAGAAGUGGAGCUGGUGCUUUAUGAGAAAAGGAAGAGAGACCUAAGUUAGCAUGUUAGCAUCUGAGCACACUCAGUCCACUUGCCCUGUGAUGGCCUGUGCUGCCUGAGGACUCUGCAGAGAGCUUUCACCAGCUUCAAGGCCUUGGCCAGUUGUGCCCCUUGACCUUGGACUUUCUGGCCUCAAAACCAUAAGAAAUAAACUUCUUUUCUUUCAGAAUUACCCAGCAUCAGGUAUUCAGUCAUAGCAAAAGAAAAUGGGCCAAGAAAACUGGCCCUGGAAGUGAGGUGUUGGUAUAAAGUUACCUGAAAAUGUGGAAGCUGCAUUGGAACAGGAUAAUGGGCAAAAUUGGAAGAGACUGAAGGAGCAGGAUAGAAAAAGCCUAGAUGCUGAAGAGGGAUUAGAAGACAAGAAGACUAGGGAAAGUUUAGAACUUCCUAGAGAUUAUAUAAGUGGUUGUGACCAGAAUGUUGAUAGAAAUAUGGACAGUUGGCGAGGCGCGGUGGCUCACGCCUAUAAUCCCAGCACUUUGGGAGGCCGAGGCGGGUGGAUCACGAGGUCAAGAGAUCAAGACCAUCCUGGUCAACAAGGUAAAACCCCGUCUCUACUAAAAAUACAAACAUUAGCUGGGCAUGGUGCGCGCCUGUAGUCCCAGCUACUCGGGAGGCUGAGGCAGGAGAAUUGCUUGAACCCAGAAGGCGGAGGUUGUGGUGAGCCGAGAUCGCGCAAUUGCACUCCAGUCUGGGUAACAACAGCGAAACUCCGUCUCAAAAAAAAAAAAAAAAAAAAGGACAGUAAAGGCCAUUCUGACGAGGUUUCAGAUGGAACUGAAGACUAGGGUAUUGGAAAUAGGAGUAAAAGCCUUUCUUAGAAACCGGCAAGGAAUUUGGCUGGAUUGUGUCCAUGCCCAAGGCUGGAUGUUUUAUACCAACACUCUACUCCCAGCCAAUUCCAAGGAAUGCUGAACUUAAGAACAAUGAAUUCGAAUAUUUGAUGGAAGAAAUAUCUAAGCAAUAAAGAAUUCAGGCUAUUGCAUGGCUACUUUCAACCACUUACAUUAAGCUGUAAGAAGGAAUAUGUGACUUAAAGACAGAAUUUAUAAUCUAAAGGGAAGCAAAGCUGAAAGAUUCGGGAAACUCUAAGCCUAGACGUGUGGUAGAGAAUGAAAGAGCAUUUUCAGCAGAGAAAAGCAAGGGUAUGACCAAGCCACUUUUUGCUAAGGAGAUUAUUAAUAUGGCUAGAAAGGAGCCAGAUAUUAUUCAUCAGGACAAUGGGAGAAAGAUCCCAAAGGCAUUUCAGAAAUCUUUGAAGCUGCCCCUCCCAUCACAGGCCCAGAGGCCUAAAAUGGCAAAAUGGUUUAAAGGAACAGGCCUAGGGCACUCUCUAAGGGCUUGCUGCCUUGGGCCUCUGCUCCUGGCAUUCUGGCUGCUCAGGCAGCUCUAGCUCAAGCGGCCCCCAGCAUGGCUCGACCUGCCACUCCAAAAGGUCCAAGCUGUAAAUCUUGGCAGCACUAUCCAGUGAUGCAAGUGGUUUCAGAUGCUGCUUGCUGGUGUCCCCAUCCCACAGGGCACAAGCAGUAAGCCCUGGUGGCUUCCACAUGGUGCUAAUUCUGCAGGCACACAGCAAGAGCAGUGAGGCAUAGCAGCUUCCACCUAGAUUUCAAAGGAUGUUUCAUACAGCCAGUGGGCCCAUACAGAGAUUUAUUGCAGAGGCAGAGCCACUGCAGAAAGCCCCUCUACUAGGGCAAUGCUGAGUGGAAAUGUGAGACCAGAGCUGCUACAGAAAGUUUCUACCAGGGCAGUGUACUCUGAGCCACAGGGACAGGACCACCCUGAGACCCCAGAACUGUAGAGAUACCAGCAUGCAACAUCAGCCUGGAAAAGCUGCAGGCACCUGACUCCAACCUGUGAGAGUAGCCACAUGGACUACAACAAGCAAAGCCAUAGGCAUGAGAUUGGCCAGUGUUUUGGAGGCCCACUCCCUACCUCAGUGUUCACAGGAUGCCUGAAUGGAGUCACAAGAGAUUAUUCUCCACCUUCAGGGUUCCCCUCCCCCACCACCGGGAUGGAGUCUCACUCUUUUUUCUGUCACCCGGGCUAGAAUACAAUGGCAUGGUCUCUGCUCACUGCAACCUCUACCUCCCAGGUUCAAGCAGUUCUGCCUUAGCCUCCUGAGUAGCUGGAAUUACAGGCACUCACCACCAUGCCCGGCUAAUUUUUUUGUAUUUUUUAUAGAAACAGGAUUUCACCAUGUUGGCCAGACUGAUCUUGAAUUUCUGACCUCAAGGGAGCCUCCCACAUCAGCCUCCCAAAGUGCAGGGAUUAUAGGCGCGAGCUGCCCUGCCCAGCUGAGCUUCAAGUUUUAAUGUCUGCCCUGCUAGGUUUCUGACUUGUUAGGGGCCUAUUACUUCAUUUUUUUUUCCUAUUUUUCCCUUCCCUUUUGGAAUAGAAAUGUAUAUCCUAUGCCCUUGUAUCUUAGAAGUAGAUAAAUUGUUUUCACAGGCUCACAGGUAAGACUUUGGGCUUUUGAGUUGUUGCUGGAAUGAGUUUAGACUUUGGGGCUAUGAGGAUAGAAUGAAUGUAUUUGUAUGUGAUAAGAGCGUUAGUUUUGGGAGGACAGUGCCAGUGCCAGAAUGCUAUGAUUGUCUCCUCCAAAACUCAUGUUAAACUUAAGCCCCAUUGUAAUACUGUUAGUGAGAUGGGAAAUCCAGCUAUGCUACUUGAUAGGUAGGACCUCUGGAGGUAAUUAGGAUGUAAUGAGGUCAUAAGGAUGAGGCAUUAGUGGCUUUAUAAGAGAAAGACCUGAGCUAGCACAUUUGGCCACCUCACCAUAUCAUACUCUGUGAUGCCUCACGACUUUAUUAUAGAGAAUCUAGUCUCCACCAGCAAGACCCCUUGAACUUGGCCCACAUGUCGCCCUUGAACUUGGACUUACCAGCCUUCAGAACUGUAAGAAAUAAAUAUCAUUUUUUAGCCGGGCGCAGUGGCUCACACCUAUAAUCCCAGCACUUUGGGAGGCCAAGGCGGGUGUAUCACCUGAGGCCAGGAGUUCGAGACUGGUCUGAACAACAUGGUAAAACCCCAUCUCUACUAAAAAUACAAAAUUAGCUGGGUGUGGUGGUGCAUGCCUGUAAUCCCAGCUACUUCGGAGGCUGAGGCAGGAUCACAUCAUUGCACUCCAGCCUGGGCAAGAAGAGUGAAACUGUCUCAGAAAAAAGAAAAGAGAAAGAGAAAGAAAGGGAGGAAGCAAUAAAGCAAGCAAGCAAGCAAGAUCAUUUUUAAAUAAAUUACCCAGUUUCAGCUAUUCUGUUAUAAGCAACAGAAAACAGACUAAGACAGUAGGUGUAGAGGGCAAAUAUAAAAAGGCAGGGGAUAAAAUGGACUAUCUCAGUCAGUUUGGAUGACUCAAACCUCCUGCUCUGUGGCCUUUUGAUAACUGGGUCAGGAAAAGUCAAGUCCAGUUUACAGAUCUGGAAUAAUGGAAGGACAGGAACUUCAGGGCUCCCCUAAGGUAUCCAUUGCUGCAUGUCAUCUGGCCUCACUCACUCUCAGAGGUUGGGCCUUCAGCUCCCAGGCUACACUUGAAUUAGAAAGGUUUUGCAAAGCCUAUAGAAGACAGAAUGCAGUAGGCUGAUAACUGUGCGAUAUGAUUUACAAGUGCAAUAUUUGAGAAGAUUGUACAGAGACUCAUUUAAGAGAAUACAAAUUAUUAUCUCAAACAAAUUAACUAGUGUGUAAUUAGGACUAGUCAUUUGGUCUUUAUAUCAGUUUUCUCUCUCAGUCAACAUUCAUUCUUCUAGUUGCAGUUACUAUGUAUGCUGCAACGUAAUAACUACAUUUCUUUAGAAAUAGUCCAUAAUUUGUCAGCCUCCAACUGCCCAAGUUAAUAAAGGUUUUUAUUAGUUAACAUUAGAAAAAUAGUAUGUUAGGCUGGGCAUGGUGGCUCACUCCUGUAAUCCCAGCACUUUGGGAGGCCAAGGCAGGUGGAUCACCUGAGGUCAGAAGUUCGAGACCAGCCUGGACAACAUGGUGAAACUCCAUCUCUACUAAAAAAUACAAAAAUUAUCUGGGCAUGGUGGCGCAUGCCUAUAAUUCCAGCUACUUGGGAGGCUGAGGCAGGAGAAUCAUUUCAACCCAGGAGAUGGAGCUUGUAGUGAGCAAAGGUUGCGCCACUGCACUCCAGCCUGGGCAACAGAGCAAGACUCUGUCUUGAAAAAGAAAAGAAAGAAAGAAAGAAAAAUCAUAUGUUAAUUUUUUGUUGUAUAGUUUUGCUUGUGUUCUACACUAAUUAUCAUGAUGUGCAAUAGAAAAAAGUCAAUUUAUAUACUUCAAAAGCUAAUCUAAAAUAUAUAACAAUCAAAGCAUUGUAUUAAUAUAAUUCUUAACCUCUGUUAAUAGUAACAUAUUUCACUACAGUUCUCAAAUAUAUAGGUGAAAUUUGGCAGCAUGAAAACACUUGUAGUCUGUAUGUCUAUCAAAUAUUUAUGAAAAAACUUGAAGACUAUCAAUUUGGUACAAAAGAUGAUGCGGUAGCCAUGGAAAUGCAUCACCCAGAUCUCCUGUGAGGAGCAGAGUUGAUUGAGAACCCUAGCUGCUACCCCAUAGGAUCUACCACUGUGUUCCUGCUGUUCCCAGCCAAUCAAUGAGAAUGGCAGGGCUAUUAACACUGGCCCACUCCCCUUAUGGGCAACAUUGGCUCAAGGACUUCCCAUUAGAUUGCCCAGAAUUUUCUUAGAAACAUGCUAAUGUCUGAGAUUCUUCCUACCCCAUGACGCCUUUCCUUCACUCUCUCCUUCACAGGUGUCAAACCCUACCUACUCCCCUCCUUCAUAAUUCACAGAUAUCUCCUCCAAUAAAUCUCUUUCAAACUUAAUGCCAUCUUGCCAUCUGUUUUGUAGAGAACCCAGAUUAACAUGGAUUUUUUUUUUAAAAAGCAACUUAAAGACAGUUUUUCAGAAAAUGUCAUACAAUGCUUGUGAUUCUUUUUAGUAUAAUCCUAGUUUAAACACUUACAUUGCUUGGGGGAUUUCUGGGAAAUUAUAUGUUGAUCUUUUAUGUACAAGGCUCAUACCAUGGAGUGUUGUACAUAUUGAGUGUUUGGUUAGAUUGAAUUAUGUCCAGUAGGUCCAGUUGCUGAGAACUACAAUGAGUAUAUAUAUAUAUAUGUAUAUAUAUGUUACCUAUUAUUAAACUUGUAAGAGCAAGCGUAAAGCCAUAUUCUGCUAGUAAAUAACAAAUGUUCAUUGGAUAAAUAGAAUAGUUUGCAGUGAGAAAACUUUCAUAGCAAUUGUUAACGAUAGAUAUAUCAGCAAUUUGAAUGAUAAUUUCAGAACAGGACAGUAAUUUUUCUAAAUACAAGGUAAGAAUGGCAGUGAGA
Messenger RNA from Callithrix jacchus (white-tufted-ear marmoset), 8372 nucleotides. RefSeq names its product succinate dehydrogenase complex assembly factor 4 (gene SDHAF4). The record is from RefSeq and is a predicted model, not a curated record. Gene Ontology annotation, biological process: mitochondrial respiratory chain complex II assembly. Gene Ontology annotation, cellular component: mitochondrion. NCBI's taxonomy places the organism in Eukaryota, Metazoa, Chordata, Mammalia, Primates, Cebidae.